AAACACUAAUAACAAAGAUUGAAAAAUGUGUGAAAAAACUACAAAGGUCAAUUAUAUAGUGCGUAAAUUGCAAUUAUCCGAUUGCCGUGAAGUGCAUGAAAUCCGGGCGUCCGUCGGCUGGUCGAGAUACAUACGCGAAUCGGAAGUUAUGAUGAAUAUCGACCCCAACGGCCAGUAUGUGGCCCAGGAUAUAGACACCGGAAAACUGUUGGGAUACAUGAGUGGGGUAAACAUCACUGACGAUUUAGCAUACGUUGGCUCCUACUGUGUGCGACCAGAAUACCAGGGUCAGGGUAUCGGCAAAGCAUUGUGGGCUAAGACUAUUGAACACUUGGGCUCCCUCACACCUAACCCGCAAUUUGUUGAUAAAAUCGAUGGCAUCUCUUUGGUGACCAUCGAUGGACACAACGUCCGCGAUGUCAUUGAAUACGAUAAACACCCCCUGUAUGCUGAUAAUGAUCGCAUCGCUGAGUUAUUGGUCGGCAAAUGUGUGGCACGUUUGACGCCAAACCGGAGGUUAAAGUACAAGUGUUGGACCAGUAGUGAAAAAGCACAGAUGAUAGGCACUAAACUUGGAUUGAGCGAGGUAGUCCGAAUGUGGACCAUGUACACCAAAAAAUUAGUAGAACCGGCUCAUAUUGAUAAAGCCUUUUGUCCCGUUAGUGUUGACUUUUAUGUCUUUUAA
Oppiella nova is the source of this 685-nucleotide messenger RNA. The record is from the annotation of a GenBank genome assembly. NCBI's taxonomy places the organism in Eukaryota, Metazoa, Arthropoda, Arachnida, Sarcoptiformes, Oppiidae.